Striga asiatica is the source of this 873-nucleotide messenger RNA. Lineage: Eukaryota; Viridiplantae; Streptophyta; Magnoliopsida; Lamiales; Orobanchaceae. The record is from the annotation of a GenBank genome assembly.
AUGGCAGACAGCAAAAAUUUAUCAAUCUUUCUGAAUCACGGUGGGAGUUUUGUUAUGUUGGAUAAUGCGAUGGAGUAUUUUGGAGGAGACGUUCAUAUCAGGCAUGGUAUUGAUCUUGACAGGUUUGGGUACUUGGAUUUAGUAGAUGAAAUUGAAAAACUUGGUUACACUGAGGUUGGAAACUUGUAUUACAAGAUCCGUGCGGAAAUGGGAUUGAUUCAAAGGAAGCAAAAAAGUGUAGUGUCACAUGCCACUGAAGCUGAGAAUCCUCCACCAGCUCCCCAAUCUGGUAGGAAAAAACCAAGAAGGAACCCUGUGAGGAUGACUCAGACUGAACCAACUCUCCAAUCUGCAAAUGAUCAUGGAAUUGAAAAUUUUUUGAUUUUAUGGAAACGUUGUCCCGAUCUGACGUGUAAUAUAAUCCACAUCAGUUGCCACGUUGGAUUAAGUUGCCGGACAGGAUGGCAUCAAUCGGCCAGCGAGUUGAUCAAUGCUUGGUCUUGCAAAAAACUCAAAGGCAAUUCAACCUCACAAGCAAUUCCCGACGACAUGAAGAUCCAGGUGAAGGCGAAGAUGAUCGAGGUCGAGGGUCCCAGGAGUAAGCUCACGCGCAAUUUCAAGCACCUCAUCACCGAAGAGACCACAGGGAAGAAGAAGCUGAAGGUCGACGCCUGGUUCAGCAACCAAAAAACCACCACCGCUAUCCGUACGGCGCUUAGCCACAUCACCAACCUGAUCAACGGCGUCACGAAGGGCUACCGCUACAAGAUGCAUUUCUAUUAUGCUAGAGCUGAGUAUGUUAUUGGUUAUUGGAUAACAGUAGCCUACGGAUCUAAAAAUGUUAUAUCGGAUGAGAAAGGUGGAUAUGUGUGA